Molecule: messenger RNA, 1524 nt
Organism: Aspergillus candidus
Lineage: Eukaryota; Fungi; Ascomycota; Eurotiomycetes; Eurotiales; Aspergillaceae
Product: guanosine diphosphatase
Exons: 3
Coding region: 1-1524 (507 amino acids)
Biological process (GO): nucleoside diphosphate catabolic process; protein N-linked glycosylation
Cellular component (GO): membrane; Golgi apparatus
Molecular function (GO): UDP phosphatase activity; GDP phosphatase activity
Source: RefSeq, a predicted model, not a curated record
AUGGCACAGAGUCAGCGAUCUCGGUACCUCAAGACAGGUGCCAUCAUUGGUGCUCUGUUGAUGAUGAUGUUUUGGUUAUCUCCCUCGAAGUCGUCUGUGGCGAGUGUCAGCGGAUCCCAAACAGCGUCCCCCGGCACCGCCGCGCCUCUAACGGACAGGUGCACCAAACCCCAUGACCCGUCAAAGCCACUGAUCCAAUAUGCCCUGAUGAUCGACGCGGGAAGCCAAGGUUCUCGUAUCCACGUCUAUCGAUUCAACAACUGCGGUUCCACUCCCGAACUCGAAAAUGAAGUGUUCGAACAGACUGAAAAGAGAGCCGGUGGCUCUGGGCUGAGCGCAUACAAGGAAGAUGCUGAGGGCGCAGCGAAGAGUCUCGAUCCCCUCAUGCAGGCGGCUCUGCGGUCUGUCCCUGAUGAGUACAAGACCUGCUCUCCCGUCGCCGUGAAAGCCACCGCGGGUCUGCGUAUGCUUGGCCCGGAGUUGAGCCAGAACAUCUUGGAGGCCGUGCGGGCUCGAUUGGAGACCGUCUAUCCCUUCCCCGUGGUUUCCCGCGAGAAGAACGGCGUUGCGAUUAUGGACGGCUCCGACGAAGGUGUCUACGCUUGGAUUACCACGAACUACCUUCUUGGAAAGAUUGGCGGGCCAGACGAGACUCCGACGGCUGCUAUCUUUGACCUUGGUGGUGGCUCGACUCAAAUCGUCUUCCAGCCCACAUUCGAAAAGAGCAAGUCCGGCGGGAUGCCAGAGCGACUGGCGGAGGGCGACCACAAGUACUCUCUUGACUUUGGUGGCCGAUACUUCGAGCUUUAUCAGCACUCGCAUCUGGGUUAUGGUCUCAUGGCUGCGCGCGAGGCUGUCCACAAGACAAUCGUCGAAGCAAAGCUGGCCAUGGGCACUAAGGAUCUGGCUUGGUUGAAACAGCCCAUCUCUAACCCGUGCAUUGGGCCAGGCAUGAGCCGUGAUAUUACCUUGACUUUCCCUCACGAUCAUCCGCUCGGACCCGAGGUUACGGUUACUAUGGAGGGCCCGAAGGAAGGUUCUCUCGCGGCUGUUCAGUGCCGUGGGCUCACGGAGAAGAUCCUCAAGAAGGAUGCCGACUGCACUCUGGCCCCGUGCUCCUUCAACGGAGUUCACCAGCCGUCGCUCGAGAAGACCUUCUCUCGUGAGGACGUAUACGUCUUCUCGUACUUCUUCGACCGCACCAGACCCCUGGGCAUGCCGGACUCAUUCACCCUGGCGGAGCUUCACGACCUCACCUCGACGGUCUGUGCCGGUGCCCCGUCCUGGAAGAUUUUCGAGGGCAUCGAGGGAGCACUGCCGGAGCUGCAGGGUCGCCCCGAAUGGUGCCUGGAUUUGAACUUCAUGUUGGGACUCUUGCACACGGGCUACGAUAUGCCCUUGUCGCGUGAAGUCAAGAUUGCGAAGAAGAUCAAGAACAACGAACUUGGCUGGUGUCUUGGUGCAAGCUUGCCCCUUCUGAGCCAGGAAUCGGGCUGGACCUGCCGGGUGAAGGAGAUUGUUUAA